Trypanosoma brucei brucei TREU927 is the source of this 1320-nucleotide messenger RNA. RefSeq lists its product as hypothetical. Bases 1 to 1320 code for a protein of 439 amino acids. NCBI's taxonomy places the organism in Eukaryota, Euglenozoa, Kinetoplastea, Trypanosomatida, Trypanosomatidae. The transcript has a single exon. The record is from RefSeq and is a predicted model, not a curated record.
AUGUGGUCCAAGGUGUUUACACCAUUGCUUACCCACAGACUCACACCAGCAGAAAAGUUUCCGCAACUGCAACUACGUGUGGGACAGCAGCGACGAGUCACGUGUGGCCGACAACUUUCCAUUCCGCUGAGCUCCUUCGAUUCUCAUAGUCUUGACUUUGCUCGACGUGAGAUAGAACCAGGAAGUGUUGUGGAGUUAAGAGAUGCGGAUCACCGGAAGCUGCUAGCGCUGGCAUUUUAUGAACCAGCGCUGCUGCGUGUUGAUAUUUUUCACCAUACACCUAAAGUAGUGACGGACCUACCAAGGAUUAGUGAGGAUUUUUUCGUUAAUCGCGUUAAAGAGGCGUGGGGGCGACGACAAUCUGUUUUCCGUCAUGUAAGGACCGGCAGCACCAAUGCCUACCGCGUCGUGAAUGGUUAUGCAGAUGGUGUUCCCUCUCUUUACGUUGAUCUCUUUUCUUCCAGCUUUGCGCGAGUGGUUGCAACAUCUGCGGGUGCAGAACGGAUUGUUCCUGCGGUAACCGAAUUGCUGCGGCAGCACGGAGUCGAAGAGGUACUAUUGGAUACUCCACACCUAAAGGAUCACGAAAAGCUAACUCUUAUUACUCCAACCAUAACUCUACCCGAAACAUACAUGGAAAAUGGCGCGAGUAACAUGUGGUUGCCAAGAGAUGAAUAUCCCACCACAUCAAGUAAUCGUUGGCUUAUCAACACAGCCCAUCGUCGAAUACGUGCCGUACUUAGGGAUUUAUGCCAUGGUAAGCGCGUUUUGUGUGUUAACGAUCGUGGUGGAGCUGCUGCACUUCAAGCAGUAAUGACGGCGAAAAGUGUUGUUUUCGCGGAAUCAGAUGAGUCACUCCUUAACCGAGUGCGUGAAAACCUGGUAGCAAACCAUGCAAGUGCUGUUUUCAACACUUGUGAAACGACAAAUUCACCUAUCGAAGAACUAAGCAUGCGUCAGCAGGAUGUUGUUUUUCUGGAGCACCGUUUCGACACACUGUCUUCACCUGAGCAGUGGCAAAAUUUGUUGAAGGUCAUGUUGUUUCGAGGUGUUUGUGGCAAAGGUUCUAUUGUAGUCGUAGCGCAGGAAGUGGCAUUGCUUGGAAUGCAUGAUUAUGUGGCAUCCGGAGGUGGUGUGGCGGCUUCUGUUGUUCGUGCCACACGGAGUGAAAUGUUCAACGUUUUUAACAGAGUAACCGCUGAGCAUGGUUUAAGAGCGCGACUCCUUCGCUUCUUUGGGCCAUCCAUUGAUUACCCAACGCUACCAGCAGUGGAGGCUGGCUGCUACUCUUACGCUUUCUUGCUAGAACUAGCAUCGUAG